Molecule: messenger RNA, 1920 nt
Organism: Lodderomyces margitis
Lineage: Eukaryota; Fungi; Ascomycota; Pichiomycetes; Serinales; Debaryomycetaceae
Gene: DBF2
Product: serine/threonine-protein kinase
Exons: 1
Coding region: 1-1920 (639 amino acids)
Biological process (GO): intracellular signal transduction; peptidyl-serine phosphorylation
Cellular component (GO): spindle pole body
Molecular function (GO): ATP binding; protein serine/threonine kinase activity
Source: RefSeq, a predicted model, not a curated record
AUGACUAGCUUUUUCUCCCGGUCUCCCAGACAUCAACAAACCCAAGAUAUGGGAGAUAUUUCCCAAUCGAUGGAGAAUGUUUCCAUUUCAAGCAACAUGAUGGAUAUUGAUACCAGCUAUAGAUCGCCAACUCACAAUAAGUCCAUCUACGGCACUUACAACUCUAGUCCCACUAGAGCCCAUAUCAACAAGGAAAACAUAACACCAAUGAACUCACCAACCAAAUCCAUCGUUCACAACUCACCAGCUGUUGGAACCCCGUAUGCUAAGAAUAAGUACUACCAAUCGCUGCAACCUUCAACUCCAACUCCAGUACACCAAUACGACGUUCUUGCUGCCAGUAACAACAACCAAAACAGGAGACGGACUCUCCAAGACAACAUCAACCAAUUGCAACCACCUCCAAACCAAAAGCACAAGCUAUCACAAGAAGAGUUUUAUAAACGCGUUAAUGAUCCAAAAACUAAAAGGUUAGCUUCAGUGGCGCAGUUGUACUUUUUAGAUUAUUACUGCGAUAUGUUUGAUUAUGUCAUUAGCAGAAGAGAACGAUCAAAUUUAGUCGAGAACAAGCUCCUUAGUGACUCCAACCUCAGCAAAGACCCACAAAGACAGCAAUUGGAAUGGAAAAACUACAUAGGUCGGGAAAGAGCUUUGUUGAGGAAAAGGAGAUUGAAACCAAAACACAAGGAUUUUGAAAUGAUUACUCAAGUUGGCCAAGGUGGCUAUGGACAGGUCUUUUUAGCUAGAAAGAAGGACACGCGUGAAAUCUGUGCAUUGAAGGUAUUGAACAAAAAAUUGCUAGUUAAAUUGGAUGAGACGAGACAUGUUUUGACAGAAAGAGACAUAUUGACAAAUACGAGAAGCGAUUGGUUGGUGAAGCUUUUAUACGCAUUUCAGGAUCCAGAGAAAGUAUUCUUGGCAAUGGAAUUUGUUCCAGGAGGCGAUUUUAGAACAUUGCUAAACAACACGGGUUACUUAAUACCACCACAUGCUAGAUUCUACAUUAGCGAAAUGUUUGCUGCUGUCAAUUCUCUCCAUGAAUUGGGGUUUACUCAUCGUGAUUUAAAGCCAGAAAACUUUUUGAUUGAUUCAAAAGGUCAUAUCAAAUUGACUGAUUUUGGAUUGGCUGCGGGCACUGUGUCAAAUGACCGAAUCGAAUCGAUGAGGUUGAGGUUGAAGAAUUUAGAGGACUUGGAGGAGUAUCAAGUUCCAUCGAGGAUGAUGAUGGAAAGACAAAAGAUUUUCAAACAAAGUCAAGGCCAUCACAACCUAGCCAACUCUAUAGUUGGAUCUCCGGACUAUAUGGCUUUGGAAGUAUUAGAGGGGAAAAGCUACGAUUACACUAUUGACUACUGGUCAUUGGGAUGCAUGUUAUUUGAAGCUUUAUGUGGUUAUCCUCCUUUUUCAGGAUCAAAACAGGAUGAGACUUACCACAACUUGAAAAAUUGGAAGACCGCAUUGCGCAGACCACAAACAAAAGACGGUAGGUACGUGUUUAGCGACCGUACGUGGGGUUUGAUUACCAAGUUGAUUGCAUCUCCAGCCGGUAGGUUACGUACCUUCAAACAAGUUCAGCAAAUGGCAUAUUUUGCAGAUGUCAAGAGCUGGAACAACUUGAGAGAACGUACACCACCAUUCACGCCUCAAUUGGACAACGAAGAGGAUGCUGGAUACUUUGAUGAUUUCGAAGACGAAGAGAUGAUGAUGAAGUACAAAGACGUGUUUGCCAGACAAGAGCAAAAUGAACAGUUGUUGGAGAGAGGCAAUGCCAAAAAGAUUGGCCAAAACAACUUUAUUGGAUUUACAUUCAAGCAUAAGUCGAAUCCAAAUAACAAAUUUGGUACUGGCGAAAUUAAUCUUUUGAAUAUGGGGACCGGAGAGACUAAUUCAAGGUUGAAUCCAUUGGCUACUUUAUAUUAA